This is a messenger RNA of Dujonia railenensis, 264 nucleotides long. The record is from the annotation of a GenBank genome assembly. NCBI's taxonomy places the organism in Eukaryota, Fungi, Ascomycota, Pichiomycetes, Serinales, Debaryomycetaceae.
AUGGGUAAUUGCUUCUCUAGGUCUGGCAUGGAAGAGCCAGCGCCAACCCCCAAUAAGAAUGCUAAUAACAGGGCUCAACGAUUGAAGGAAAACGAAGGUCACAAAUUGGGAGAUGUCUCAGUGCCUGCUAGUAGGGACGAUUCCAAGAGAGAAGCUGCACGGGCUGCAGAGGAAAGGUUUCAGAAAAGUCAAAACGACUUGAAGGAGAGUCAACUGAAAUUGAAGGAAAUGAGUAAAAAGUCAAGAGCCGAUAAAGGGUUGUAG